Rhinocladiella mackenziei CBS 650.93 is the source of this 972-nucleotide messenger RNA. RefSeq lists its product as uncharacterized. Gene Ontology annotation, cellular component: cytosol. The coding region runs from base 1 to 972 and encodes 323 amino acids. Lineage: Eukaryota; Fungi; Ascomycota; Eurotiomycetes; Chaetothyriales; Herpotrichiellaceae. The transcript has a single exon. Gene Ontology annotation, molecular function: aldose reductase (NADPH) activity. The record is from RefSeq and is a predicted model, not a curated record.
AUGGCGUUGAACCGAAGCUUCACAUUGAACACUGGGGCUAAGAUCCCCGCGGUUGGGUUUGGUACUUGGCAAGCAGCGCCACACGAAGUUGAGGUCGCCGUCGAGAUCGCUCUUAAGGCAGGCUACAGACAUUUGGACUGCGCGGCGAUAUACAGAAACGAAACAGAAGUUGGGUUGGGCAUUCAAAAGAGCGGCGUGGACCGGAAGGAUAUCUUCAUUACCACCAAGUUGUGGAACACCAAACAUGAGCCAAGAGAUGUCGAGGCUGCAUUGGACAAAUCCUUGAAGGAUCUUGGUGUCGACUAUGUUGAUCUUUAUCUCAUGCACUGGCCUGUCGCAUUUGCAUCUGGCGACCGUUGGUUUCCUUUGGACGAUAACGGUGUGUUUAAACUGGCAGGAGUCCACUUCAUCGAGACAUGGAAGGCAAUGGAAGCAUUGCUCCAAACUGGGAAGACCAAGGCGAUUGGUGUAUCCAACUUCAACAUUCGUCGACUGAAGCAGCUGCUUGCCAGUUGCGAUGUCGUUCCCGCCGUCAAUCAAGUCGAAGCACAUCCAUACCUCCAACAGCACGAACUAUUUGACUACUGCAGAGAACGGGGAAUUCUGAUCGAAGCAUAUAGUCCUCUGGGAAACAACACGACUGGGGAACCCAAAACAGUAGAUGAUCCAGAAGUCCAUGCCGUUGCAAAGUCUUUAGGCAUGGACCCAGGUCAAGUUCUCGUCAGCUGGGCAGUCCAGCGAGGAACCGUUGCCCUGCCAAAGAGUGUAACAGAGAAGAGAAUCGUAGGAAACUUUCAGGACGCCGUCCUCCCAGAAGACGCCAUGAAAAGAUUAAAUGCCCUAGAGAGGCACAAGAGAUUCAACUUUCCCGGGAGAUGGGGCCAUGACAUCUUUGAUGAAAUCGGAGAAGAAGAAGCGGCAAAAAUUGCAAAGGAUUCGGCUGCCGAUAAUUUGAAAAAGUUCACGGUUUAA